Messenger RNA from Prunus avium (sweet cherry), 588 nucleotides. RefSeq lists its product as uncharacterized. Gene Ontology annotation, cellular component: plasma membrane; plasmodesma. Gene Ontology annotation, biological process: defense response to other organism. The record is from RefSeq and is a predicted model, not a curated record. Lineage: Eukaryota; Viridiplantae; Streptophyta; Magnoliopsida; Rosales; Rosaceae.
AUGGAUGUAUCUGCAAUGACUGUAUUCGUCAUCAUCUGCUGUGGCACCCCGAUUCUUGUCGUCGGGUUAGUCUUCUUGAUAGUUUGCGGCAUUGUCAAGGAGGCCAAAAUAAAACCCGAAGACCCCAAGUUCCACCUCCACUCCGCCACCGUAUCCCUCAUCAAAGCUUCCGCCUUCGAAUUCACCGCCAAGUGGGACGUCACGCUAGUUGCUGUCAACCCCAACCACAAGCUCACCGUCUCCUACCACAGCUUACAUGCCACGAUCUUGUAUGAAACGAGUGACAGCGACCAGGCCAAAGCCAGAGUCUUGCUGGCAACGAAGCCGGUGGCGCCACCCCCAGCUUUGAGCACCAAGACCGAGACCACUCACAGAUUCAGAAUCGAAACCCUGUCAGGCCACUUAAGCGGUGAUGUGGCAAAAAAAAUCUCAGAAGGAAGAGGUCGUGGAGGGGUAACGUUUGAGCUCCACAUGUUGGGUUGGUAUAGGUAUUCGUUGUAUAGGACAGAGCUCAGGAAGUUGGAGGCCGCCUGCCACGAUUCGAGUUCAGGUUUUCGCCAGGUAAUUGGACCGGGGCACUUCCAUUGA